AUGAGUGAAAUAGAAUUGUAACUAUCUGAAAGAGAAUGGAAGUUAAAUCUCUGUAAGGUAAAGUAUUCAGAAUAUGAGAGAGCAAUUCAAAGAUUUGGAUAUACAGGCCAUAUUUAGGACCAGUCUCUCCAAGAAUUGCAGGAUGUCAUUAACUUUGAUCUUGGGAAGGCCAAGAAUAGAAAUGAUAUUUAUCACUACUACUACUAAAGCCCUUAUAUAUUCAACAAAGGAGAUUAUAAAUCAAGACAACUGCUAUUGAUGGGUUAUAUAUUAACCUCACAUGAAAGUAAGAAGCAAGCAGCAAACGCUAUGUGGGGUUUGGUGAAUCCAGAAAUGAAAGAAACUGUAAGCAAAAAAGAAUUGAAAGAGUUUCUAAUGAAUCUAUGUGAUUAUGCUGUGGAGACGCCACAUCAAUUCUAAAACUUUUAGUCAAGUGAUGAUGAUCUUGAACUAUACUUGAAUGAGUUAUAAAUGAAAAAGGAGGAGAUGAUUGAUAGAUUAGUUGGGCAAUUAGAUAGAGAAAUUGAUGAGCUAACUAUUACCAAGAAAGUGUAUUUGCAUCCAUUUAAAUCCCAACCCAGAUUAGAAUAUUGA
This is a messenger RNA of Stylonychia lemnae, 594 nucleotides long. Lineage: Eukaryota; Ciliophora; Spirotrichea; Sporadotrichida; Oxytrichidae. The record is from the annotation of a GenBank genome assembly.